AACAGGCAGCACAAAGGUUAAGUCAGGAUCAUGCAGUUAUACAUUGACUUGCAUUCCUACCAGCAGCUCAGCAGGACAGCUCCUUGAUAAACUCGGACAGUGGAUUCUUCAUGGUCUGAGGUAGAAGGCUGAGUGAUGGGGUCAUAUCCAGCCCUGGCGUUCAUCCUGCUGUUUUCAGCGACCCUGCCUUCCAGUUGUGAUGGUGGAAAAGUGCUGGUUUAUCCGGUAGAUGGGAGCCACUGGCUAAACAUGAAAAUCCUGUUGGAGGCGCUUCAUUCAAAGGGCCAUCAGAUCACGGUUAUUCGUUCCUCCACCAGCUGGUACGUUUCAGAAUUCUCCCAACAAUACACCUCCAUCACUAUCAUCCAGGAACAAUCCCAAAACUUAGAGAGCCAAGACUUCAUGACCUCUUUCCUGAAGAGGUCGAUAGAGAUCCGUCGGAAUAAAGGCUCACUAUGGGGGCUCCUCGAGUUUUAUAGGAAUAUUUUCAGCAUGAUGCGGGAGAACCAGAAAGUUGUGGCACAAGUGGUUGUCAGCAUCUUCGAGAAUAAGACACUUAUUAAGGAGCUGCAGGAAACUGGAUAUGAUAUGUUUCUGACUGACCCUGUAUUUCCAGGUGGAGUGCUGUUAGCACACUAUCUCAAGCUUCCCUUGGUUUUCAAUGUGCGUUGGCUUUUCAAUGGCGAGGGACACUUUGCCAUUGCUCCAUCACCUCUUUCCUAUGUCCCUACAUUGUUCACUGAGCUCUCUGACAAAAUGGACUUUUUCCAGAGAAUCUACAACGUAUUCCGGCAAAGUGCAAUGACUUACAUGUACCACUAUGUCUCGAAUCCACCUUACCAGGCUGUGUGUGAUCAUUAUUUUGGACCUGAUGUCAGCGCCCUGUCUCUCAUCCAGGGUGCUGAUCUCUGGCUAAUGCGGGCUGACUUUACAUUUGAGUUUCCUCGUCCCACCAUGCCCAAUGUUGUCUAUAUCGGAGGCUUCCAAGGAAAGCCCUCCAAGCCUCUUUCAUCAGAUUUGGAGGAAUUUGUGCAGAGUUCUGGUGAGCAUGGGGUGAUUGUAAUGACUCUGGGGACCCUGCUUAGCGACCUGGGCCCUGAAAUAUCGGAGAUAAUCGCCUCAGCAUUUGCAAACCUCCCCCAAAAGGUUGUGUGGAGACACUUGGGGAAAAGACCAAAAUCUCUGGGAAACAAUACCAUGCUGGUUGAAUGGCUGCCUCAAAAUGAUCUUCUAGGUCACCCUAAAACCAAGGUUUUUGUCACGCAUGGGGGUACUAAUGGUAUUUACGAGGCCAUAUACCACGGUGUCCCAGUUCUGGGCAUUCCUCUCAUCUUUGACCAGUACGACAACAUGGUGCGUCUGAAGUCCCGGGAAGUGGCCGAGAUUGUUGAAGUGACAACCUUGGAAGUUGAGUCUAUGACUAGUGCUCUGAAGAAUAUUCUGGACCCAAAGAAGCCAUACAAACAGAACAUGGUUAAACUGUCACAGCUUCAUCUUGACAAACCAAUGAAACCCAUAGACAGUGCCGUUUUCUGGAUGGAGUUCGUCAUGAGGCACAAGGGUGCAGCCCAUCUGCGCACAGAGUCAUACAAGUUGCCAUGGUAUGCCUAUCACUGUCUAGAUGUGAUAGCAGUCUUUGUAGCAUUUGGUUUACUGAUCAUUGCUUUAGUUUGGGUAUCUUGUAGAUGUCUCAUUGGAUGUUUGAUAAAGACCAAGUCCACAUCAAAGUCAAAGAAUGAAUAGAUAACGAUGAUGUAAGCUGGAGAGUUGAUAAGAGUGAGAUAGAACAUCUGUAAAUUACAGUGGGACAAAAACUAUGAAAUAAUAAAUAACAUUAAUAUAUCAGUAGGAUAGUGUUGUUAAGUCUUAUUCAUAAUAACGUUAAACUGUUCAAAUCAUUAGCACUAUUCAAUCUACUGAAAUGUAUUUUUGAAGAAAAUAAAAAUGGGAUCUUUGCAUCAUUCACAUGCAGUAUAGUGUUUCAUGAACUAGUUUUACAAUGGUAUGUUGCUUUCCCCUCUUUCUGACAAUUAAUUAUCAUCAGUUUGUAUGUUGCAAUGCCUGUGAACAGUUACAAAAAUAAUAAAAUGAUUGACGACGUUUCUUUUUUUCAAAA
This is a messenger RNA of Gymnodraco acuticeps, 2116 nucleotides long. RefSeq names its product UDP-glucuronosyltransferase 2B20-like. Gene Ontology annotation, molecular function: UDP-glycosyltransferase activity. The coding region runs from base 136 to 1743 and encodes 535 amino acids. The transcript has 2 exons. NCBI's taxonomy places the organism in Eukaryota, Metazoa, Chordata, Actinopteri, Perciformes, Bathydraconidae. The record is from RefSeq and is a predicted model, not a curated record.